Messenger RNA from Prorocentrum cordatum, 603 nucleotides. Lineage: Eukaryota; Dinophyceae; Prorocentrales; Prorocentraceae. The record is from the annotation of a GenBank genome assembly.
CGUCGUCGUCGUCGUCGUCGUCGUCGUCGUCUUCUCCUCCUCGUCCCUGCAGUCGCCUCCGCCCCGCGUGUGGAGGGCGCGGAGGAAGAGCGCGCCGCCCGCGGCCCGCGGCCCGGGCGAUGCCGCGCGGGGAGUCGCGCAUCUGGACGCGGAGCGUGGAGCUUGACGCGGAGCGCGGGCUGAGCGUGUCGCUGGUGGAGGACCCCACGCUGGACCUGGACGGCGAGGCGUGGUGCUCCUGGUGCCUCUGGCCCGCGGCCAGGGCUCUGGUGGGGUACCUCGCCACGCUCGCCGACGCCGAGCUCGCGGGGCUCAGCGUGCUGGAGCUCGGCUCCGGCUGCGGGGCGGUCGGCAUCUACCUGCAGAAGCGGGGCGCGGGCCCGGUGGUGCUGACGGACGUGCACCGCGCGCUGCCGCUGCUGAAGCGCAACGUGGGGGCCAACCGGGCCAGCUGCGAGGUCUGCGCCUUGCUCUGGGGCACGCCGCCGGAGACCGGAGGGGACGCCCGCUGCUGCUGCACCUGACGCCGAUCCUGGCCAGGCCGAUCCUGAGCCCAGGAUCGGCGUAUUGUCCAGGCCUCCCAGAUGGGGUCGGCGUAGAUGG